This is a messenger RNA of Mesocricetus auratus (golden hamster), 893 nucleotides long. RefSeq names its product sperm associated antigen 7 (gene Spag7). The coding region runs from base 66 to 749 and encodes 227 amino acids. The transcript is spliced from 7 exons. The record is from RefSeq and is a predicted model, not a curated record. Lineage: Eukaryota; Metazoa; Chordata; Mammalia; Rodentia; Cricetidae. Gene Ontology annotation, molecular function: nucleic acid binding.
UCCGGCCUUAAAGGCAUUUCGCCCUUCCCUUUAAGACGCGCCGCCCCCUCUCAGUUAUUCCCAAGAUGGCGGACCUACUGGGCUCCAUCCUGAGCUCCAUGGAGAAGCCACCCAGUCUCGGUGACCAGGAGAGUCGGCGCAAGGCCCGAGAGCAGGCUGCCCGCCUGAAGAAACUACAAGAACAAGACAAACAGCAAAAAGUGGAGUUCCGUAAAAGGAUGGAGAAAGAGGUGUCUGAUUUCAUCCAGGACAGUGGACAGAUCAAGAAAAAGUUUCAGCCUAUGAACAAGAUAGAGAGGAGCAUACUACACGAUGUGGUAGAAGUGGCAGGCCUCACAUCCUUCUCCUUUGGAGAAGAUGAUGACUGUCGAUAUGUCAUGAUCUUCAAAAAGGAGUUUGCACCCUCGGAUGAAGAGCUGGACUCCUAUCGUCACGGAGAAGAGUGGGACCCCCAGAAGGCUGAGGAGAAACGGAAGCUAAAGGAGCUGGCUCAGAAACAGGAAGAGGAGGCAGCCAAGCAGGGACCUGCGGUGGUGAGCCCUGCUAGCGACUACAAGGACAAGUAUAGCCACCUUAUUGGCAAAGGAGCAGCCAAAGAUGCAGCCCACAUGCUACAGGCCAACAAGACCUAUGGCUGUGUGCCUGUGGCCAACAAGCGGGACACUCGCUCCAUAGAAGAGGCCAUGAAUGAGAUACGAGCCAAGAAACGUCUGCGGCAGAGUGGGGAAGAGUUGCCAACUACCUCCUAGGCAUCACACCCAACUCCCUUUGACCUCCAGCAAAGCAGGGGCAUGGAGGAACAAGGCUGCUGCUAUCAGGACCCAUCCUGGAGCCCCAUCUCGAAACUAUGAGGUCCUACCAGCUGUCAUUCAAGCUGGAGGAGAAGCAGGUGU